Molecule: messenger RNA, 1915 nt
Organism: Porites lobata
Lineage: Eukaryota; Metazoa; Cnidaria; Anthozoa; Scleractinia; Poritidae
Source: the annotation of a GenBank genome assembly
AUGAAACGAGAACACGUGUUAAAUUGUAACUUUUCAGCGUGGUAUCCAAAGUUUAAAAAUAUCACCAUUAGAAGCCGGGUAAUUCCACUUCCUAAAGAGUUCGUUGAUUAUCUGAAAGCUGAUAAUGUUGUCUUACCCGGAGAACCUGUGUCAACAGUGUCUGGGGCGGAAGCUGAGAGUGAUUCAGAAGAAUGGCUGUCUUUGGAUGAAGAUCCAAACGAACAAGCAAUCAGUGUUCCGGAGUUCAAUGAGGUGGAUUCUGCAAUCAGAGAAGCUAUUGUUGAUUUGGAAGGCACUGUUUUUCCCAAAUUGAAUUGGAGUUCCCCUCUAGAUGCGUCCUGGAUCUCAUUUGAUGGCACACUGAAAUGCCAAUCUCCAAAUGAUAUUUAUCUUCUGCUCAAAAGCUCUGACAAAAUUUCUAACACACUUUUUGACUCUUUCAAACAUUGUGAAGAUGGAGAAGGGGAAAUGACUGAUGGUUUUGAGCUGGUACUUCGCAAAUGGAAGGAUAUAAAUCCAGGGAUAGAAUUUAGAUGCUUUGUCAAGGACAACAACCUGGUUGCAAUAUCCCAAAGAGACACAGCAAGUUGCUAUGACUUUAUUGCGCAAAAUGAGACAGACAUUUGCAGUGAUAUAGCAAACUUUUUUAGAAAGAAAGUAGCUAACAAAUUUCCUGACAGUUCUGUUACAUUUGAUGUCUACCGGUAUUCACCACAGAAAAUUUUACUAGUUGACUUUAAUCCUUUUGGCGCACAAACAGACCCUCUGCUUUUCACAUGGGAGGAACUCAAAGACCCUGCCCGUUGCAUUACUUAUAAUGACGAUAAGUUUCAUGGUGUUUUCAAGUAUGUAACAAGUGAUGGAGGGGUGCAGCCCAAUCCUUCUCACUUCAGCAGAAUGCCGUCAGAUAUCAAUGAUUUAGCUUGCGGCAAUGAUGUCAACAAGUUAGUUGAUCUUCUAAAUGUGAGAAAUUUGAUAAGGCAACCUGGAGAGGAAUCUGAUGAUGACUAGCUAAUGGCAAACAUGUUGUGAACAGUAACAGUUUUACAACACAGGAUGACCUUGGUCACAUUCUAUCCUCUGUGUUGGUUGUCAGAGUCAUGAAUGGUGCUCUCCGUCUUUUAACAUGGUGAUACAACAAAUGCAAAAAGAAAUUACCACAGGAUUAUUUUCUUCAAUAUUAUUGCAGAUAUAAUGAAAUCCUAGGAAUGACUCAGUUGCAACUUUUGAGAUUACACAUAGAUGUUAGUAUCAUAAGAAAACAAUAUGGAGACUAUAAGAUAACCCCAGGGGGGUACUCCAGAUUUUAAGUGACAGAGAUUAUCAAAGGCCUCUUUUGGGUUUGAAAUUUUUGAUGCCAGGAUUUUUUUGGGUAGGAAAAUUUGGCAGGAAUUCUUUUGGGUGGCUUGAUUUAAGUAGGGAUUUUUGGGGUUAUUCAAAACAGUGUGCAGAUUCAUUGCAGCACCCAUGUAUCCUGGCCACAUAAAUCUGUGAAUAAAGUACAACCAAACUUGUUUAGCUCUGUGGAAAUUUUUAAGGCUCGGAAAUUCAGCAUGGGAUUUUUUUGCGGUUAAAUUUUUGGUUCAGGGAGUUUUUGGGGUUUUGAUUUUUGCUCCCAUUAAAUCAUCCCCAUCACUUGAUAUCCGGAGUAACCCCCCUGGGAAGGUAACCAGUCUGUGGAACACAAAAUGAUGUGACCUGCUUGUGGAGUGUUUUUGAGUCUACAAAUUAAUAUUUUCCUAGAGAUAAUCCUCGGCAACAUCUACACUAUUAUUAGGUGAGGUUGAGCAUGAUCUUGAAGGCAUUAAAGCAUUUCCGUUGUUGAGGCAGAUGACACAAAGCAAGGCUUUGGUAAUAUUAUUAUUAUUGCUCUCAUGCAAAACCAAAUCAUGCAUUAACCUCUAAAGAGUCCUGG